AUGGCAUCUGUGUCAUACCGAGAGCCAAUAUCUACUACUGUGGGAAAACGGAUGGUUGUUACAGGUCCAGAUUAUAUAAAGGAUCAUUUACCUAAAGUUCAUCAGCACACUUCCUAUAUAGGAGAAAAGCUUCCGGAAUUAGAAAAAACUGGAGAUCUCAGAUAUUUAUGUAGGCCUGCCUCAAACAGAAGCUUGCCAGCAAAAUACAAACACGAGUAUGUUGGUGAAAUUGGUUGGGGAAUUCAAGAGUAUAGUUUUAUCAACAAAUCAAGAGUUGAGAGUGGCUUUCAUAUCAAGGUAUUGUUCUUUGAUUUAUACUCUGCAUAG
Messenger RNA from Galeopterus variegatus (Sunda flying lemur), 327 nucleotides. It is a transcript of the gene SPMIP2, whose product is annotated as chromosome unknown open reading frame, human C4orf45. Lineage: Eukaryota; Metazoa; Chordata; Mammalia; Dermoptera; Cynocephalidae. The transcript has 2 exons. The record is from RefSeq and is a predicted model, not a curated record. Bases 1 to 327 code for a protein of 108 amino acids.